AUGGACAGGUCGCCUCUAGAGAAAAUAGAAGGGCUUGCACUCCGGAUACUAAGCAAUUUAGAUAUAGUGGGUUUGUCUAAAGAAUGGGCAGCUGCUGUCCGCAUAUUGUGUGUCUUGCACCGGAUCAGAUGCAUAGAAUGGCAGCAGUAUGGACCGUUUGCCGUAUGUAACCAGGGAAGUUUUACCUUUCGUGACCUUUUUUACCUCAGCAAAUCUGACGAGGUCCUUAAUCCUCUUGGUGCAGGGACAAGCGCUGCUUAUGCUUCUUCCCCAUUUCGGGAGAAACUCUCAGUUCGAAGCACCCGCCGCGGCCUGAUGCUGCUCGAAAAAGUCUUUCAAGAACCAGAGUUGCGGUACCAGCUGGGUGCGCUUCCUAUGCCGAAGGGCAUUCUAUGGGCGCCGUCAGGAUUCGUUUUACAAUGGAGCCCAAACAGGGAUGUCCACCAUGAACUCGAACUCAGUAGCGUCGUUCCGGUGCCGCCAGAACUUGGUAGAGCGAGUACAACCUUUCGCUUACGGCUCCACGAAGCGCACUUUGGGAACCCGAAUUUUGGAGCAAAGCUCCGAGCAGUGUUGGUCGUGGAGAAGGAAACAACUUUUCGAGCACUGCUGAGGGGCAUCCAUGAUCCCCCUGGUAAGUUUCUUCGCUACGCGCAGCUAAAUAGAGUAGCAAUGAUUAGCGGCAAGGGUUACCCAGACCGGGCCACAAAGGUGCUCGUGCGGUAUCUCGCAAAGACGGAGGGAAUUCCGGUUUUCCUGUUGACCGAUUGUGAUCCGAACGGUAUCGCGAUUGCGCUCCAGUACGAUGGUGCAACAGAACGCAUCGGCGUUCCUCUUCAUGGCCCCGAAAACGCUGGCUUUGCAGCACUUCGUCUACUUGUUGAUCAUGACCACAGUCUGUUGAAACAGCUCCAACGUCGAAUCACUUGCAUGGACGGCAUUGGAGCCAGCCUGCAGCCGCCACUAGCAUGGAUGGCUGCGACGGGAUACAAAAGCGAAAUCGAAAGUUUGAGCAAUCCCGACCUCACUGAAUUCGUCAUCCGUGCACUCAAGCAAAGACUCAAAGUGUACUCUGUGCACAAAUGA
Molecule: messenger RNA, 1086 nt
Organism: Cyanidioschyzon merolae strain 10D
Lineage: Eukaryota; Rhodophyta; Bangiophyceae; Cyanidiales; Cyanidiaceae
Product: similar to DNA topoisomerase VI subunit A
Exons: 1
Coding region: 1-1086 (361 amino acids)
Biological process (GO): reciprocal meiotic recombination; meiotic DNA double-strand break formation; meiotic DNA double-strand break processing
Cellular component (GO): nuclear chromosome
Molecular function (GO): DNA topoisomerase type II (double strand cut, ATP-hydrolyzing) activity; DNA binding
Source: RefSeq, a predicted model, not a curated record